AAUCUAAAAUAAUAUUUUAUAUCUUUCUUUCUAGAGGGCUAUUUAACAUCUUGCACUUUUGACUACCUAACAGACAACUUCGAUACGCGCCUUUUCGUUGGCACCAUAUUCUUCUGCAGCUUUGUGUGCCCAACAUCGAUGAUCGUCUAUUACUACAGUCAAAUAGUUGGUCAUGUCUUUAGUCAUGAAAAAGCGCUACGCGAACAAGCAAAGAAAAUGAAUGUUGAGUCUUUGCGAUCAAAUGUGGACAAAAGUAAGGAAACGGCGGAAAUACGUAUCGCAAAAGCGGCCAUUACCAUUUGUUUCCUCUUCUUCGUGUCGUGGACGCCGUAUGGAGUAAUGUCAUUGAUUGGAGCAUUUGGUGAUAAGAGUCUACUGACGCCGGGCGUAACCAUGAUACCAGCUUGUACUUGCAAAAUGGUAGCUUGCGUCGAUCCAUUCGUGUACGCUAUUAGUCAUCCUAGAUACAGAGCAGAAUUACAAAAGCGUUGUCCAUGGUUAGCCAUUAAGGAAAAGUCGACUGAGGCUUCAACAGCGGGUUCGACAACCACUGAACAACAGCAGACGUCAGCAGCGUAAAGUUAGCUCAUAGGGUGCACUGAUCGCCGACGGUAAUACUGUUGCAUACAUUAGCUUGUAAGAAGCAUUAGUAACAUUAGGAUUUAAAUUGAUAUGAGUUUUUAUUUGUAUAUGUAUUGUACAAGUGUAUGUACCUAAAAAUUACUUAGAUUAGAUAAUUAUUGCGACAAUUUUCGCACACACAUAUUGAUGACUUGGAUCUGGACAAGGACUUGCAUUAUCACCUAUAUCCAAAUUGAACACACAAGGCUAAGCGAACGGAUACACGACUUGAUAACACACAUACAUACAUAAGUAACUGUGCGACAAUGCGUGGAUGCCAAAGAAGCAGCAUUAUGCACGAAAAUUAAAAAAAAAAAAUGAAUAAAUGGAUCGUCACAGUUAGGUUUGAUGUAACCAACUGUUAUUAAAUUAUUAUUUAUUUGUAGCUCUAUUAUUUGCCUAUGUAAUAGAAAUGGGAAAAAUAAAUAGAAUUUUAUUGCAACUUAACAA
Molecule: messenger RNA, 1071 nt
Organism: Bactrocera dorsalis (oriental fruit fly)
Lineage: Eukaryota; Metazoa; Arthropoda; Insecta; Diptera; Tephritidae
Product: opsin Rh4-like
Exons: 1
Coding region: 139-579 (146 amino acids)
Biological process (GO): G protein-coupled receptor signaling pathway; visual perception
Cellular component (GO): membrane
Molecular function (GO): G protein-coupled receptor activity
Source: RefSeq, a predicted model, not a curated record